Molecule: messenger RNA, 878 nt
Organism: Anopheles arabiensis
Lineage: Eukaryota; Metazoa; Arthropoda; Insecta; Diptera; Culicidae
Product: C-type lectin 37Da-like
Exons: 2
Coding region: 284-799 (171 amino acids)
Biological process (GO): biological process involved in interspecies interaction between organisms
Cellular component (GO): external side of plasma membrane
Molecular function (GO): carbohydrate binding
Source: RefSeq, a predicted model, not a curated record
CAUCACCACCACCAUCACCUUCCGCAAUCCGUCCCGACGCAGACCUGAAUUUUGUAGUCAAACAACGGGAAGCCCAAGAAGAAACUGGUUUUACUGGUGAUCGCGAUCGCACAGACAGCUGCAUCGCCCUACCCUAAGAGACACACAGACAGCGGCAGCAAGAGCAAGAUGAUGUUGAUGAUCACACAGUAAUUUGGUGCGUAAUUUCCACACUAUCCGUUAGAAUCGUUUGCGACGUGAGCGUGUGUGGACAGACGUGUUGUUGAACGUGAACGUGAGCACCAUGGAAACGAAACGCUUGGCCAACUUGGUGGCGAUUUUGCUCAGCUUCCUGGCAGUUGGGUUCAUCAGCACGCAGAAGGACAUCAACACAUUUGGCAUAUUCCGCGAGAAAUCGUACUACUUCGGGAACACAUUUAAGCUUAACUGGUAUAAGGCAUCGGAGUACUGUAGAACGCGCGGCAUGUUUCUGGUGACAAUCAACAACGAUGAACAGCUGAACGGUGUGAUCGAGUACAUUGAUAAGAGUGGAUACACGAAAACGCACGACAUCCUGCACAUGUGGACGUCCGGUAACGAUCUCGGGGAGGAAGGACAGUUCUUCUGCUCCUCGACCGGCGAACGGCUGACGUUCGAUCGGUGGACCAAAAACGAACCGAACAACGCGAUGCACGACAACUGCACGUACGAGCACUGCGUCGUGCUGGAGUACUUCCAGCCGUGGUCAAUCAACUACACCUUCGACGAUAGGCCGUGCGGGGCGAACAACUUCUUCAUGUGCGAAACGUUGUACGAUUAGAACCGGGGGUGGUUUCGGUUGUGUGAUUUAAAGUGGAUUAAUAAGAGAGUGUGUGGUUUAUUUAAACCGUCAAACAGUA